Messenger RNA from Malus domestica (apple), 3679 nucleotides. Its product is annotated as protein SPA1-RELATED 3-like. Gene Ontology annotation, molecular function: ATP binding; protein binding; protein kinase activity. Gene Ontology annotation, biological process: photomorphogenesis; protein phosphorylation. The record is from RefSeq and is a predicted model, not a curated record. Lineage: Eukaryota; Viridiplantae; Streptophyta; Magnoliopsida; Rosales; Rosaceae.
AGUUUGCAGCAUAGUUUGGAGGGAGAUGAAUCAUGAUUGCACUUUAUCAAAUAGUAUCUUCCACCGAUGACCCACAAGGUUUAUCUAAUCUACUGUUUUGGAUCUGGGCUUUUGAGAGGAAGAGGUGUUUGUUGAGCCACGUUGGUAGUUUGGAAUAAAGCGGGAGGAUAAAGAAGAUGGUAAUGCCUAAAGUAGAAAGAGUGGUCUCUCUUUGCUCUCGGGAGGCAAAAAAAUAGUAAUAUAAUACGGGACUUGAGAAAAUUAAAAAAUAAAUGUAUAAUCUUUUUUUGUUUAUUUUUCUGGGUUUUUAAUUUACAAACGGUCUGUGUUUUUUGUGGGGAGAUUUUGUUUGUUUUCUUGUUGAGAAAAUAUUGGGGAAUUUAUAAGGCUGUGGAGGUUUCGUCUGAGUAGUGCCGCUUCAAAAAAGUUGUGCUGUUUCUCUUCUGGUUGGCCUAGCAGAACACAGAACACACAACUCCAUUUUCAUGGUGAUACUGCUGGGAAUCUGUUAUUUGUUUGUGAAGUCAAGAACUUGCUGUGCUUGAUGAGAGACUCGAUUUUCGCUGUAUCUAUUUGCGCCGCAGAAUGAGCUUCUGAUUCAAGAUGGUGGAAGUGAGAGAGUGCAUUAGAAGUCGGAGAACUCCUCCGUGUAUUGGAUGUGUGUGUUCUGGCAUUCAUGCUGCUAUAGGCGGAUAACAAUGGAAGGCUCAUCCGAGUCUGCUGGGCAGAAUUCUGAUAGCUCUAGAGGGUUGAAUACUUCCAGAGUCUCAAACCGGAAUCCAAGGGUUCAUCGGGCUGGACGGUUUGGCUCGUCGGCUGAGGCAUUUCAGGAUUCGGAUUUGAGAAAGGAGAGAGAUAGUGUUGUGGUGGCACACACUGAUGACCUUACAAACCAGGGUGGAUUGUCCGGGGUUUGUGAGGAUGAGGUGGCGGUUGACCGUUUUGUCCGAGCUAUUGAAUGGGGUGAUGUUAGCUUGAGGCAGUGGUUGGAUAAACCGGAUCGAUCUGUUGAUGUAUUUGAAUGCUUGCAUGUAUUUAGGCAAAUAGUGGAAAUUGUUAAUGUAGCACAUUCGCAAGGGAUUGUUGUUCAUAAUGUGCGACCUUCAUGUUUCGUCAUGUCAUCUUUCAACCACAUCUCCUUUAUCGAGUCUGCAUCUUGUUCAGAUUCUGGCACUGAUUCUCCCGAGGAUGAGUUAAACAGCCCAACUGAAGAAAUUAAGGAUUUUCACUCUCUCUUGCAUCGUAAUUUGCGUCAGCAACGAAGGAACUUAGGAAGAGAAAAAUUUCAGUCUAUGACAACUCCAAAUGCCUUGUCGGAAACGAGUUGCAUGCAGUCAAGUUCAAUCUAUGCAGCACGCGAAUCGUUGGUACAAGAGAGUGAAAAUGGAAUCAGAGACCGAAAUGUUGAACUAGAAGAUAAGAGACAACCAUUUCCAAUGAAACAUAUAUUGCUUAUGGAGACCAGUUGGUAUACUAGUCCAGAAGAGGUUUCUGCUGGAUCGAGUUCAUGUGCUUCAGACAUUUAUCGGUUAGGGGUUCUUCUUUUUGAGUUAUUCUGUCCACUCAGCUCAAGAGAAGAAAAGAGCAGGACAAUGUCUAGUCUGAGACAUCGAGUUCUUCCUCCUCAAUUGCUGCUGAAAUGGCCUAAAGAGGCUUCGUUUUGUUUAUGGCUACUGCACCCUGAGCCAAAUAGCCGGCCAAAAAUGUGUGAGUUGCAACAAAGUGAAUUCCUGAAUGAACCAAGAGUUGAUUUAGAAGAACGUGAAGCGGCAAUAGAGCUUAGAGAGAAAAUAGAGGAGCAGGAAUUAUUGCUGGAAUUCCUGCUGCUCAUACAACAAGGGAAACAGGAAUCUGCAGAUAAGUUGCAAAAUACUCUUUCGUUUCUGUGUUGUGAUAUUAACGAAGUUAUGAAGCACCAAAUAACUUCUAAGAAAAAGGGCAGUUCAAUCCCACAACUGGUGAAGGAAGAUGAUUCGACCUCAAGUUUCCCGUCUAUGAAUAUUAUUGACGAUGAUGAUUCUGCUAGUGGGUCCAGAAAAAGGUCCAGAACAGGCAUCUGGGUUCACAACGUAGAGGAAAGUGAUGAUAAUUUGGAUGGUCAGAAGACGGAUACUGAAAAUCAAGGUGUUCUCUCGAGAAGUUCUAGAUUGAUGAAGAACUUUAAAAAGCUAGAGGCGGCAUAUUUUUUAACGAGAUGGAGGCCCGUAAAGCAGUCAGCUAAACCGGCUAAACAUUCACCAAUAAGUAGUUCUGUUGUAACUGAAAGAAGUUCUGUCAAUAAUUUGCAAUCAAAAGAACAACAUAGUGGAGGUAGACGAAGUGGUUGGAUAGAUCCAUUUCUUGAGGGAUUGUGCAAGUAUCUGUCUUUCUCGAAAUUAAAAGUGAAGGCAGAUUUGAAGCAAGGGGAUCUUUUAAAUACUUCAAAUCUAGUAUGCUCACUUAGUUUUGAUCGUGAUGGAGAAUUUUUUGCUACAGCUGGUGUUAAUAAGAAAAUCAAAGUAUUUGAAUGUGACACAAUAACAAAUGAGGAUCGUGAUAUCCACUAUCCCGUGGUUGAAAUGGCUAGCAGGUCAAAGCUAAGCAGUAUAUGUUGGAAUAGUUAUAUCAAAAGCCAGAUUGCUUCAAGUAACUUUGAAGGUGUGGUGCAGGUAUGGGAUGUUACAAGAAGUCAAUUGUUUACGGAGAUGAGAGAACAUGAAAGGCGUGUAUGGUCCAUUGAUUUUUCAUCAGCAGACCCAACAAUGUUGGCUAGCGGGAGUGAUGAUGGUUCUGUAAAGCUAUGGAGUAUCAAUCAGGGAGUAAGUAUUGGUACAAUUAAAACAAAGGCGAAUGUCUGCUGCGUACAGUUUCCAUUGGACUCUAGUCGUUCCCUUGCCUUUGGUUCAGCGGAUCAUAAAAUUUACUACUAUGAUCUUCGUAACUCAAAGGUUCCUCUGUGCACAUUGAUCGGACACAACAAAACCGUGAGUUAUGUCAAAUUUGUGGAUGGGACAAAUCUCGUUUCUGCGUCCACUGACAAUACGGUGAAGCUUUGGGAUUUGUCAAUGUCCUCAUCUCGGGUCAUUGACACUCCAGUUCUAUCAUUCACCGGCCACACGAAUGUGAAGAACUUUGUGGGGUUGUCAGUUUCUGAUGGUUACAUUGCUACAGGCUCAGAGACUAAUGAGGUUUUCAUCUACCACAAGGCUUUUCCAAUGCCGGCAUUGUCAUACAAGUUUCAGAACACAGACUCACUUUCCGGCCAUGACACAGAUGAUGCUGCACAGUUUAUCUCUUCCGUUUGUUGGCGAGGCCAAACCUCCACCUUAAUUGCUGCAAAUUCGACGGGGAAUAUAAAAAUUUUGGAGAUGGUUUGAUGAUCUCCAAGGUGAUUCUUGAAUCUGGCAGGAUAUAUGGGGUGUUGAGGAGAAAAUGAGGUAAAAGAAUCUUAUGCCAGAGAAGCUUGUUAGCUCAUAUGGGCUUUAGGUCAUAGGAACUCAAUGUUUCCAAGCAACAUUGCAAAUUUUGGUAUUAGAUGAUUAGCGGGAUAAGUGGUUAAUGAGAAAAGUGAGAAUGUUCUUGUUCAAUUGCUAUGUGUAGAUAGAAAUUUAAAGGAAAUAGAAGGGUACAAAAAUUGGUAUUUCUGUGUAAUUUUUAAUACAAUUCAAAUCAAUUUAUAUAUCUAUAAUUUUCGAAUUCA